UGGUGCUUGCUGUAUUUAUCGUAAUCAUCGUAGCUAUCAUAAUCGUCGUAUUUGUUGUAACCACUGGCGUCUGCUACGGCUGAGGCGUCUCGCUUGUAGCUGCUCUUGUGGUGCUUGCUGUAUUUAUCGUAAUCAUCGUAGCUAUCAUAAUCGUCGUAUUUGUUGUAACCACUGGCGUCUGCUACGGCUGAGGCGUCUCGCUUGUA
Molecule: messenger RNA, 206 nt
Organism: Rhizophagus irregularis DAOM 181602=DAOM 197198
Lineage: Eukaryota; Fungi; Glomeromycota; Glomeromycetes; Glomerales; Glomeraceae
Source: RefSeq, a predicted model, not a curated record